CAAUAGUAGCUCUCCAUCUUAAUGGAGCCUACCCCCCUCUACAUAUUAUAAUGUUAUAGAUCUACAUAUUAUAAUGUUAUAGAUUCCAACAUUGCAUACAACUUAUCUUUUAUAUCAUACAAGUCUUCAUAGCGUAAUAGGAAACCGAUUAUACUACAUACUGAAGGGACAACAACUCGAUCGAUUGGGCUAGCUAGAAUUUAUAUCCAUCUUUCCUCGAGACAUUUAAGAAUCUUGUCAUCGAUCCCCAUAUCAACGUUGUAAGUAGGUGUUGCUGUUUCGAUUCAUCGGAAAAUGGCUGAUGAAGUGAAGUUGUAUGGCGUUAAAGAGAGUCAAUUUGUUUGUAUUGUAAAAAUCGCUUUGAACAUGAAGGAAAUCAAGUACCAAAUUAUUGAAGAAGAUCCCAGUAACAAGAGUCCAGACCUUUUGAAGUACAAUCCUGUUCAUAAGAAAGUACCCGUGCUGCUGCACAACGGAAAUCCGAUCGCAGAGUCUCUUGUGAUCGUUGAAUACAUCGACGAUGUGUGGAAAGGGGCUCCGAUUUUACCUCAGGAUUUUUAUGAGAGAGCUGUCGUUCGAUUCUGGGCAAAAUUUGUUGAUGAUAAGUGCAUCCCUGCACUCAGGGUUGUUGGCAGCAAUUCAGAUGAGAAAGUUGUUGCAAAAGCUUGUGAGCAACUGCAAGUACUAGAAAAUGAACUCAAACUCAAAGGUACAAAGUUCUUUGGAGGCAACAACAUCAACCUGAUCGACAUUGCUGCAGUUUUCAUAGCUUAUUGGCUUAGAAUAAGGGAAGAAGCAGCUGGAAUAAAGUUCUUCACUGAAGACAAGUUUCCAAAACUAACCAAAUGGGCAGAUGAUUUCGUUAACUGUCAAGUCGCCAAGAAUACAUUUCCUCCACGUGAACAUAUGCUUUCGUUUUACAAUAAGAUGUUUGGUAAGGUUAAUUAAUAAUAGUAUGUGACUGUUAUAUGAACUUGGUGGGUUUGUUAGGGUAUGCAUAUGUGUAUGUGGUUAUUGAAGUUAAAGUUUUUGUAACAUCCAUCGAUCAAUGUUGCAAUAAUAAGCUCUUGUAGGCUUAUCUAUUAUUGUAAUAUGUAGCAUGUGAGAGUUCGGAUGUUAAGUUCAUGUUUUUACGUACUUUGUGGUAUGCACAAUAUAAACCCAUAGAGUUGGCCCGGACUCCGGAGGCUGGG
This is a messenger RNA of Lactuca sativa (garden lettuce), 1193 nucleotides long. RefSeq names its product putative glutathione S-transferase. Gene Ontology annotation, biological process: glutathione metabolic process. Gene Ontology annotation, cellular component: cytoplasm. The record is from RefSeq and is a predicted model, not a curated record. Gene Ontology annotation, molecular function: glutathione transferase activity. Lineage: Eukaryota; Viridiplantae; Streptophyta; Magnoliopsida; Asterales; Asteraceae.